AUCCCGUUGUGACACGUAACAAAGUCUAGGAAAAGUACCAAGCAAACGAAAACAUUCCUGUCAGCCCCCACAACUCACGAAGCUCGAACGUUAAAUACCAAAUAGUGUGCUAUUGUAUUCUCAGUCUGCCACUCCCUACUCAGAAAGUCAACAAAGUGUUCCUUUCUCUGCAACUCUCUCUGAGAGAUCAAUCUAUCAAAGAAAUUUCGGAGGCUUUUUUGCACCAAAAUCAUGAUAUUUGUUGGUGGGGUCCCAUUUUCAUCUUCGUCUCAGGGAAAUACCCUGGUUGCUUUGAUGGAAGACCCUAUUUUGGUAUCUGCCGCAAAUUCAUUCAAGGCUAUUCCAGAGAGGAAGUUCUCAGUUUAUGAAGAGUCUGGCAUGGAUAGAUUGACGAAGAAUAAAUGGGUUUAUCUGUUCCAAAGAGAAUAUGGAACUGUUGACCCUGCAUUUGUUGAUUUUGUUGGCACUGAUGAAGCAACAACCUGUGUGGGCAUUGUUAUUCGCAACAAGAAAAAUGGAAUGACGUCAGUUUCUCAUAUGGAUUCUCCAAAUAUUGUGGACAUGGGCCUCUCCCAGAUGUUAUUGCAUGUUGUUGAUCACAAUAUGGAUGCUGAGUUGGAUGUACUUUCUGUGCAUCUUGUCGGUGGCUUUGAAGAUGUUUCACCAAAUUAUGUUUACUCUAGCACUAGAUCAGAAAGCCAGGAACAGUUGGAUGGUCAUUCCUUUCCAUUGUGUGCCAAAAUAGUUGAAGCUUUGUUCACAAGACCAGAGAAUUUUCAUGUUCAGACUCUCUUUGUUCUUGGGCAUAACACCAGAAGGGAUUCCGAAGGGAAUGCAUACCCCAUUUUCCAUGGUUUAGUGGUAGAAACUUCCACUGGAUUAGUUACCCCUGCCUGUUUUGAUAGAACUUCAAGAUGUCCGGAUGAGAUUGUUAGGAAAAUUCGAGUAACAUCAGCCUAUGAGGACCCCAGUUGGAGUGGCAAGUUGCUUGAGACAUAUGAUACUCAAACUGAUCAAUUCAGAAUUGCUUCAUGCUGCUGGAGCUUUCGCCAAAAAUAUAUUUCUUUGACACUACAAAGUCUUUCUGAUUCAGAAAUUCUCCUCAGAUGUUCCACUUCUCCUUCUGCUGAGGCCCCAGAUUUUGUGGAUAAUUUAAGAAGGAAAUGGGAGUAUCUGAUUGAACAUCCAGAUUGGAGAGAAACCUUUCCUAGGAAGCAGCCACGAGUCUUCGAGAGGACGGGGGAUGGAGGUUGGAAAAGGUGCUGAUUACAGCUAUGAAUUUUUUGGCACAACCUUUAUGAACAACCAUAUUGGAGAGAAACCUUUCCUAGGAAGCAGCUAUGAGUCUUCGAGAAGGCCGGGGAUGGAGGAUGGAAAAGGUUGUGCCAAGAACCUCAUAAAGGUUGUGAAAAACUUCAUUUGAAUAUUUCCCAUUUGGAAAUUGACUUUUUUGUUUGGGUCAAGAUCAUAGUGAUUCUUCCAAGCACCUGAGAAACUUGCACAUCUUUAGUUCGAAGAUGACUUUGUAUAGUGACAUUUCUGUUGUUGCACAAAAUCCAAUCUGAACUGUCAUCUUGUUCUAGAUUAAACAAAUUGGUGUGCUAUUUUUCUGAGGUUGCCAAACUGGGUAUGCAAAUCAUUCAGUACAUUGAUCUAAUAUGUGACUGGUAUGUUUCAUUUGAAUUGAAGAUGUGAUUCCAGUAA
This is a messenger RNA of Quercus robur (English oak), 1704 nucleotides long. RefSeq names its product protein N-terminal asparagine amidohydrolase. The record is from RefSeq and is a predicted model, not a curated record. Gene Ontology annotation, cellular component: nucleus. The transcript is spliced from 9 exons. Gene Ontology annotation, molecular function: protein-N-terminal asparagine amidohydrolase activity. The coding region runs from base 232 to 1266 and encodes 344 amino acids. Gene Ontology annotation, biological process: ubiquitin-dependent protein catabolic process. NCBI's taxonomy places the organism in Eukaryota, Viridiplantae, Streptophyta, Magnoliopsida, Fagales, Fagaceae.